UAUCGAGCCCACCACGACAGAAGGCCCCCAAACCGUGUAAAGAGACAAGACAGAUUUGUUCACUGAAAAUUCGGUUACGCGAUCGGGGGUCAGAGGGUUCCUCCCUCCCUAAGUUCUCUCUCUCUCUCUCUCUCUCUCUCUCUCUCUCUCGAUUUCCCUGCUGAUCGAGCUCACGUCGCCGGCGACUUGCCGACGGCCAAGGGUCGCGACAGUAUUCAAAAGGGAUGGGUGUAAGCUAGAUCCCCCCAGGUUUUUUGCUCACAUCGUUGAGCACCAGCAUGGCCAGCCAUGGCGGCCCCCAGUCGGUCAUCGUGUUGCUGUGAACCUGUGAGGCUCCAUCGAUCAUCGCCACCGGGCACCUCCUGUGUCUUCCCGAAAGAGCUAAGGCCCGAAGUAUCAUCACCAAGAAUGGACAGCAGAGCUACUGAAAGUGAGAUACUGGAGAACAAGCUGCUGGAUCCAAGUGCAGUACCAAUAUCUCUGCCACUAUACUUCUUGAAAUCCAUCACACACAAUUUUCGCAAUGAUCAAGAACUCGGCAGGGGCGGGUACGGAGUGGUUUACAAGGGAUUUCUCCGGUGCGGUAUCAUAAUUGCUGUGAAGAAGCUUUUUGACAUACAUCUGGUGGAAGAUAAUGACCGGUUCCAGAAAGAGCUCACCUUUCUUAUGGGGAUCAAACACCAAAAUGUAGUACAACUCCUAGGUUACUGUGCCGAAUCAAGGUGGGAGAUGACAAAACUAUCGAAUGGGAAUUAUGUUCUUGCUCAAAUACCUGCAAGUUUACUCUGCUUCGAGUAUCUGUGUAACAGAGGCCUUGAUAAGCAUGUUUCUGAUGAAUCUUCAGGUCUGGAGUGGAACAUGAGAUAUGAGAUAAUUAAGGGAAUUUGCAAUGGUUUGCAUUUCCUCCAUGAGUGCAAUAUUGUUCAUCUGGACCUUAAACCUCAAAAUAUAUUACUGGAUGAUACUAUGAUGCCAAAAAUUGCGGAUUUUGGUUUGUCAAGACUCUUGGGUGAACAAAAAUCCCGAACGGUCACUCUAAAGAUUGCCGGAUCCUUCGGAUACAUGGCACCAGAAUACAUAAACCAAGGCAUAAUCUCUCCCAAGGCAGAUAUAUUCAGUUUGGGUGUGAUAAUAAUAGAGAUACUCACAGGUUGUAGGGACUAUCCCCAGAGUAUUGUACAUUCUUUCCAGCAUUUCUAUGAGACUAAUAAUCCCCAAAGCACUGAAACAUAUUUCCAGCCCUUCACAGAAAGAGUGCUCAGAAGUUGGAGGAACAGAUUUGAAAGAGCAUCCAAGUAUACAGCAGUGGAAAUACAUACCCAACAAGUGAAACAAUGCAUCGCCAUAGCCCUAAAAUGCGUAAACCCUGACUUGAAGAAAAGGCCCAACACAUUGGAUAUAAUUGAAAUUCUUAAUGCAGCAGAAAGAAGUUGCUGCGUCAAAAAUGGCAAAGAUUCACUGGUAUAUCACAAGCAGGAAGGGGUGCCACCAGUGGAUAUGCAGUGCGAGGAUGGGUUGGGAGUUGUUCUAAAUACAAGCGUAAGAAAGGAUCACACACCAGCGAGGAUCAAUGAAGAUACGUCGAAAAUAGAAGCUACCGGUAGAGCCGCGGCAUGUGAGGAAGUUCAUUUAGAGUUGGGCGCUGGCAAUAAGAAUUAUCAGCUGGAACGAGAUGCAUCUUGCACAUGCAAUAAGGUGAGUGGCGGACCAGAGAGCAACCUCCUUAGCGGGCAGCCACUCCAGCUAAACCUAACCAACAACACAGAUGAACGUGUCGCCUUCAGGCUCCUGACCAAAAAUAGCUCGAACGAGCACUUCGUUGGGCCACUUUCUGGCGUUGUGCCCCCAAGGUGCACUCUCGCUGUCACAAUGCAAAACCAACCGAAGCGGCCAUGUUGGAGGUGGCUGCCAUCCAAUAAGGAUCGCAUGCUAACAACGUGGGUGCUUGCGGCGCUGAGGCAAUGGUGUUUCUACAUGGCAGCGGGGUUAUUGGCGGCCGCAAGCUUCAGCCCGGAGGCGAUACUUUUGAUACUGUGGAGCUUCUUCGUAUCCAUGGCCUCGCUGUCGUGCUGUCUAUGUGCACUUUUUUGCCUGGGAUCUGCCAGCACUGUUAUUCACUAUAUGGGCUAUACGCGUGGCCUUUGCAUUGUAGGACUGUUUGGAAUAUUUGUUAUGUGGAUGUAUGGUUACUUUUGGAUUGUAGGAAUGCUUUGGGUUGCUGCAGGGAUGUUUCGUUCAACCUCGGUCUUGAUGGUCCAAUGCUCAGUUCGAUCGGGAGCCUUUCGCGGCUUACCACGCUGUUGUAUAUACUGUUUGGAAUAUGCACAAGUUGUGGUACCUGUGUUGACUGCAUAUGCCAUUUAUUGUGUGGCUGUUCGUGUUGGAUGGCCUGGCGUUUUGUUGACAGUCAAUCUUUAUCUAUUGACAAUUGAUCUUCUGAAUAUGUUGCGGCCAGGUGACUAUAGGAGCACAGAGCAAAGACAAUCUGAGGACAUGGAGGAUUCUGAUCCGGCUCCUGACAGUGAACCUGAGAUGUUCUUUGACUGUGAACCUGAGAUCUUAUUUGACAAUGAACCUGAGACUCUGUCUUCUGACCCAUAUUACUCAGCACCCACCCAGGAUCUAUUACAUGUACAGAAAGAAGGUUCUCCUAGCAACAUAGUAAAAUCUGAUUUUACUAAGGUGGAUGCGAUAGCGAUGAUGCGUAGGAUAAUGUAUGCUGUAACCCACUAUGAAGUUUUGGGUAUCCCUUGUAAUAGAAGCAUCGAUCAAAAGAUUCUGAAAGCAGAGUAUCGCAGAAGGGUCCUGCUUAUACAUCCUGAUAAAAAUAUGGAAAAUCCUUUGGCGUGUGAAUCAUUCAAAAAGCUUCAAUCAGCUUAUGAGGUACUCUCAGAUUUCACAAAGAAAAACAGCUACGAUGAACAACUGAGGAAAGAAGAAUUAGGGAAAAUAAUCACCCAGAGUCUGAGAUCACCUUUCUCUCCACAGUUCGAGCGAGAAUUUCUCUCCGAAGAGUCCAGAUGUAUACAGUGCGCUAAGUGUGGUGGCUUUCAUACAUGGGUUUGCACCAGGAGAAGGAAAGCAACAGCAAGAUUCUGUGAGGUUUGCUAUCAGUAUCAUCAAGCCAGGGAUGGAGAUGGAUGGGUUGAAUGCACAUUUUCAACAUCAAAGAGGGAAUCGCCACGAGCUUUUGUUUGUGUGGAGGGCAAAAUAUUUGAUGUAUCUGAGUGGGCUACCUGCCAGGGAAUGGAGUGUAAACCGAACUCUCACGGGCCAUCCUUUUGGGUAAAUAUGGUUUGUAUGGAUGAGAUGUCUCAGAGAUCCAACAGUUCUCAAGAUUCUCUCAGUUGGGACGACAAGAACAUCCGCGAAGAUGAGUUUGAGCUGUGGCCUCAGCAGACAUUGGGAUCAGGCGUCUUCUCUGCCGGGCCAACAAAUAUGGUUGGUAUAGAUAAGACUAGCCCCAGGCUAAAGCUCUUCGGCUUCCACGUCUCCGAGGAGGAGAACGAGCUGGGGCCGGAGGCGGCCGAGCAGGAGGAGGCGCCGGCGUGCGGCAACGGCAGCGGCGGCGGCGGCGGGUCGGACUCCUCCUCCUCGUCGACCACGACCACGACCACGGCCACGGCGGCCGGCGAAGGGCGGAGGUACGAGUGCCAGUACUGCUGUCGCGAGUUCGCCAACUCGCAGGCGCUGGGCGGCCACCAGAACGCGCACAAGAAGGAGCGGCAGCAGCUCAAGCGCGCGCAGCUGCAGGCCGCGGCGGCCGCCGCCGCCCGGGUCGCGGGCGGGGCCGCCGCGCUCUACCCGCGCGCCAACCCGAUGGUGUCCGCCUUCGCGCCGCCGCCGCACCUCCUCGGCGGCGGCGGCGACGCGGCGCCCACGAGCUGGGUCUACUUCUCGCCGCGCGCCGCCGCCAUCGCGGGCGGGCCGCAGGGCCAUCAGUUCCACGUCUCCCACGGCUGCGUGUUCCCGUCCCGCGGGGCCCCGGCCGCGGCCGUGUACUCCUACACCCCGGCGCCCUCCGCCGCCGGCGCCGCCUCGGCGCCUUACGUGGCGGACGACCACAGCGCGCGGCGGGUCCACGCGAGCCCGGUGGCUACCCUGGCGAGAUACCCGGGAUCCGGGAUGGUGGUGGCGGGGCCUGUCGUCGCCGGGCCGGAGGACGCCCUGGGGCUGGACCUCCAGCUGAGCCUGGCACCCGCCGGCUUGUGACCUGGCUGCUGGCUCUCUCCUACGUCGCCGACGCGCCGGUCGAGAUCAAGAUCACUGCGCGCGCGCGAUCGAGCUGCCACGGCUGCCUCGGUAAAAAAGAAUUAAUCACCUACUAGUCCUACCACUACUACUAAAGCCUGUACUGAGAUCGUCCCUGGCUAGGUAAUUAGCACUAGUAAUUAUGUUUAGUUGCUGGGAUUUGGAGAUCGAGCUGCAGACUGUAGCAUUCAUGUAAGCUAAGCCGCCUGUUCUUGGUAUGCAUGAUGAUGAUCUGAACGACGAUUGGCAGGCCCUGUAAAUUUUUGGUUGAUCCAUCCAUUCAUCAAUCUGAUCUCCCAUUUCUUCUCCA
Panicum virgatum (switchgrass) is the source of this 4561-nucleotide messenger RNA. RefSeq lists its product as uncharacterized. NCBI's taxonomy places the organism in Eukaryota, Viridiplantae, Streptophyta, Magnoliopsida, Poales, Poaceae. The transcript has 18 exons. Bases 289 to 4212 code for a protein of 1307 amino acids. Gene Ontology annotation, molecular function: protein kinase activity; ATP binding. Gene Ontology annotation, biological process: protein phosphorylation. The record is from RefSeq and is a predicted model, not a curated record.